AUGAAGUACAUUUUGAUUAGUACUCUUAUAAUUAGCUUAUUAAGUUUAUUAUUCAGCCCAGUUAACUUACUUGCAUAUAUAGGUAUGUUCCUUUGUUUUACACUAUCGGCAUUAGGAACAGCAAGGGGUAUCUUAUCUAUAUCAAAAUAUGUAAGUGGUGCAUCAAUAUUAGCGCCCCAUGUGGGCACGAAAUCAAUUCUAGGCACAGUGGUAUGUGAGGCAAAUUUUUUAACGGGUAUUAUCACCUGUGUAAUGAUUAACAAUACUUUAAACUUAAAUAUUGAUAAAGAACUAAGUGACAAGGCUCAUUAUAUUUAUUUUUCUUCAGGUUUAUUUGUUGGGAUUUGUAAUUAUUACUCUUCAGAAGCUACUGGUUUAAUCUGUGCAGUUAUAAGUAUGAUGGAUGCUAAAGAUCCUUCAUUAUUUUAUAAGAUUGUUAUUCUGGAAAUUAUACCAGCAAGCAUUGGUUUGAUAGGUUUUAUCAUGGGAAUUGUUUUAAACAGUAAAGCACCUUUCUUUGAUUUAGAAAAUUAA
Molecule: messenger RNA, 534 nt
Organism: Hepatospora eriocheir
Lineage: Eukaryota; Fungi; Microsporidia; Hepatosporidae
Source: the annotation of a GenBank genome assembly